This is a messenger RNA of Octodon degus (degu), 5997 nucleotides long. RefSeq names its product unc-51 like kinase 4 (gene Ulk4). The record is from RefSeq and is a predicted model, not a curated record. Bases 33 to 3881 code for a protein of 1282 amino acids. Gene Ontology annotation, biological process: protein phosphorylation. Gene Ontology annotation, molecular function: protein binding; protein kinase activity; ATP binding. NCBI's taxonomy places the organism in Eukaryota, Metazoa, Chordata, Mammalia, Rodentia, Octodontidae. The transcript has 36 exons.
UGUUGACUGUUUGAGCGCCAGGUCGGGUCGGGAUGGAGAGCUUCAUCCUGUACGAGGAGAUCGGCAGAGGCAGCAAGACUGUCGUAUAUAAAGGGCGACGGAAGGGGACCACCAGCUUCGUCGCCGUUCUUUGUACUGAGAAAUGCAAGAGGCCAGAGAUAACCAACUGGGUCCGUCUCACCCACGGAAUUAAACACAAGAACAUUGUGACUUUUCACGAGUGGUACGAGACCAGCAACCACCUCUGGCUGGUCGUGGAGCUCUGCACAGGUGGGUCUCUAGAAACAGUGAUUGCCCAGGACGAAAACCUCCCAGAAGAUGUUGUGAGAGAAUUUGGGGUCGACCUGCUCGCUGGGUUGUGUCAUCUUCACAAGCUUGGCGUGCUUUUUUGUGACAUUUCUCCUGCGAAGAUACUUUUGGAAGGGCCCGGGACGCUGAAGUUUAGCAAUUUUUGCCUGGCGAAAGUGGAAGGUGAGAACCUGGAAGACUUCUUCGCUUUGGUGGCAGAAGAGGAAGGAGGAGGCGACAGUGGCGAAAGCAUAAAAAUGAAUAUGAAAAACAGAGUCAAAGGCUCUCUUGUGUAUAUGGCACCAGAAAUCAUGAGGGGCGCGGACUUCUCUGUUACCACUGACCUCUGGUCGUUAGGCUGUCUGCUCUAUGAAAUGUUUUCAGGAAAACCUCCAUUCUUCUCAGAAAGUAUUCCAGAAUUAGUAGAAAAGAUUUUACAUGAAGAUCCGCUGCCACCUGUUCCAAAAGAUCCUUCACGUCCAAAAGCGUCCACAGAUCUUGUGCAUUUGCUUGAUGGCUUGCUUCAGAAAGAGCCUCAGAAAAGGUUCACUUGGAGCGGCGUGCGGCAGCACCCUUUCUGGAAGGGCGCCUUCGUGAGGGAAGCCACGGAGUCGAGUGUGGAGGAGUUGCCCGCCAGCAGCAGAAGCACCAAGGAAGGUUCCGGGCCCCAGGACCCCAAGGAGCCAGCCCAGCAUCCUCUGGGUGGCCGCAGCACGGGGCACAGGGCAGCUCCAAGACCCAGCCCCACGCUCAAGCUUGAGCACCCGGCUGAGUUGCGGCCCAGGAGCGCCUCUGGGGGGCAGCCGAACGAGUCCCUGUUUCUCCUCAGUUCCCGUCCGACACCAAGGACCAGCACUGCCAUGGGGCUGAGCCCCAGACAGGAGAGGACACAGACUUCACCACAGAAAGCCUCGCCCUGGGCCAAGAGCACCAGUGCGCACCUGAGCCAGGAAGCCCUGGAGUCCCAGAUGAGGGCGCUGAUCUACACAGAAUCAGACCUGGUCGUCACCCCGAUCAUCGACAACCCAAAGAUAAUGAAGCAACCACCCAUUAAGUUUGAUCCCAAAAUACUGCAUCUCCCAGCACAUUCAGCCGAUAAAUUAUUGCACCUGAAGGACCACGACUGGAGUGAGUUUCUACAGCAGGCGUGCUCGCAGCUCGACUCCACUGAGAGGGGCGCAGCGGCCGCCCGAGCCAAGCUGAACCUCCUCUGCUAUUUGUGUGUGGUGGCCACUCACCGGGAGGUCGCCAGCAGGCUCCUGCAUUCUCCCCUGUUCCACUUGCUAAUCCAGCAUUUGCGAAUAGCUCCAAACUGGGAUAUCCGAGCCAAGGUGGCGCGGGUGAUCGGACUGCUGGCCUCCCACUCGAGCGAACUCCAGGAAAACACGCCUGUGGUUGAGGCAAUUACUGUCUUAACUGAGUUAAUCAGGGAGAACUUCAGGAACAGCAAAUUGAAACAGUGCCUUCUGCCAGCCCUUGGGGAGCUGAUCUACCUCGUGGCCACUCAGGAUGAGAAGAGCAAGCCGCCCCGCCCGAGCUGGGCUGUCCCCUCAGCCACCUACACCGUGCUGCUGAGGUGCCUGCGGGAAGGGGAAGAGCGUGUUGUGAAUCACAUGGCGGCGAAGAUUAUUGAAAACGUGUGCACCACCGUCUCCAUGCAGGCGCAGGGCUUCAUCUCCGGGGAGAUUGGGGCUGCUCUGUGGUUCCUGUUCAGACACUCCACUGUGGACGCCCUCAGGAUCACGGCAGUCUCGGCCCUCUGUCGAGUCUCCCGCCAGUGUCCUGCUGCCUUCCAGAGUGUGAUUGAGAAGGUGGGACUUCCGGCUGCGACCCAUGCCCUGGCUGCCUCUGUCUGCAGGGUGCAGCAGUACCUUCUGACCCUGUUUGCCACACUGCUGUCCUGCGGGAUUCACCUCCAGAGACUGGCCCAGGAGAAGGAUUUCGUCUCCACGAUCCUCCGCCUGCUCGACAGUCCUUCCACUUCCAUCCGAGCGAAAGCCUUCCUCGUGCUCUGCUACAUCCUGAUUCACAACCGGGAGAUGCUGCUGCUCAGCUGCCAGGCUCGGUUGGUAAUGUACAUCGAGCGAGACAGCAGGAAGACCACUCCGGGCAGGGAGCAGCAGAGCCCUGGUGGCGAGUACCUGUCCAGAUGCCUGCAGCUGCUCAUCCGGCACCUCGCCCAGGAGCUGCCGCGGAUCCUGGGUGACAUUCUCAACGCCUUGGCCAGCGUCUCGGGUCGCAAGCACCCAUCCACCGUCCAAGGGAAACAGCUCAAGAUGUGCCUGCCCCUGAUGCCCGUGGUGCUGCACCUGCUUACGUCUCAGGUUGUUCGGCCGCAAGUUGUGACGGAGGAGUUUCUCUUCAGUUAUGGAACCAUUCUUAGUCACAUUAAGUCCAUGGACUCAGGAGAAAGCAACAUAGAUGGAGCCGUGGGGUCGGCGGCAUCCGAGGAGUUUAUCAAGAUAACGCUGUCAGCUUUCGAGGCCAUCAUGCAGUACCCUGUGCUGUUGGAAGACUACCGCGCUACGGUCAUUGAGUAUAUCCUGCCGCCCUUGGUCGCCUUGGUUCAGAGCCAGAACGUGGAAUGGCGUCUCUGGAGCCUACGCCUGCUGUCAGAAACCACUUCUCUGCUUGUGAACCUGGCUGCUGGUGACAUCGAGGAAGAGGCUGUGGCUGACUCUGAGCGCAGCCUUCUGGGCCUGGUGCGAGACGUCCUGCUGCCCCAGUACGAGCACAUCCUCACAGAGCCCGACCCCGUGCCUGCCUACGCGCUGAAGCUGCUCGUGGCCAUGACGGAGCGCAGCCCGACCUUUACCAGACUUGUGGAAGAAAGCAAACUGGUCCCACUCAUUUUUGAAGUGAUACUGGGCCGUCGGGAGAGCAUUCUGGGCCACACCACACAGAGCGUCAUCGCCCUGCUCAGCAACCUGGUCGCCUGCAGAGACUCGGAUAUGCAGCUCCUCUACGCGCAGGGACUUGUGCCUCACGUCUGCGGCCUGUUCACUGCUGCUGCCACGCUGUGCUUGGACGAGCGCGGUAAGCACAGCACCGCCGAGGUGGCCGCCACGCUGUUGUUCUCGCUGCUGGACGUUCUGCACGGCAUGCUGACCUACAUGUCCCGGGUCGUGCGGCUGGCCCUGCAGGCACAGAAGUCUGGCUCGGGAGGGGACACACAGGUGGCUGAAGACCUGCUGCUGCUGGGCAAGCCCCUGGCGGCCCUCGCUGGCUGGCUCAUCCUGCUGCUUCCCAGCGAGGAUCCCGAAGUUUUCGAGGUCUCCUCCAAGUGCCUGUCUGUCCUGGUUCAGCUGUACGGAGGGGAGAUCCCAGACAGCCUGUGCCCUGAGAACGCGGAGAGCUUUGCUCACGUGCUGGCCUUCCGGAAGGACACCAAGGACCAGAAGCUUCUGUUGCGGAUCCUCAGGAGGAUGGUCACCUCCAGUGAACAGCACCGGGCCCGCCUCGAGCAGGCGGGCGGCCUUCAGAGGGUGCUGGAGCAGCUGGCCCGGGCUGAGGGCGCACCUGACAACACACCCGUGGCUUCCCUGGCCCUGGACAUCCUCCACACCCUUGGCUCCCGGCAGGAAGGCACCUAGGGAGUUCCGCUGAGCCCCACCCGCAGCCACAUGCUGCUCCCACCACCACUCUGCGGCGAGACUGGACAUAAUAAAGUUGGGACAACCAUGGAGGAUAGUGUUCUCUCACUGGGCCUCUGCUAGAAGGCCAGGCUUGCUAGUCAGGGUAAAAAGGGCUUCCUUUGGAGGCCAGGCCCUGUGGGCUGCUGCCCUGGGGAAGCCUGCACCUGCUGCCCACCUCACCAGCCUGACCAUUUCCCAUCCUGAACACAGCCCCGACCCUCGAGACAGCUAAGUGCUUCCCUGCCUGGAUGCUUGAGGUGCUGCAGGAGCAUGGGACGCUGGGCUGCUUGGGAUCUGGCCAGUGGGGCAGGAUGGCACCGACGCGGUCCCCACAGGAGGACUCGAUCACUCGCAGAGUGGGCACGGCAGGUGCAUGGGCUGAGGAUCUCCCUGUCCCCGGAGUCGCUGUCCCCGGAGUCCUUGCCAUCCAGCACGGCUGAGGUUCCCUGGAGCAGCACGAUCCUUGCCCGCCCCACGUGGACAGCACUAGCCACCAUGCGCCACCCAGGAGGCCCCACCUGGUAGAGCAGAUGGGGUGGUGUCGACCUGUGGCUGCUACCGCCAGGUGCCCACGUGGCCCCAGGAGCAGGUCUCCGUUCCCAGAGCGUCCCUGCCCACCACCACUUGGUCAGUCAGCUCCUGAGGAAGGCCCCCUCCCCCAGCGUCGCAGUGCUGUGCUGCCAUGGAAGUGGCUCACCAGUGGACGCUGCGGUGGUCACUACUCAUGUGCGUGCAGUGAAGGGUCAGGGAACUGGGUCUCCUGGCCCAGGAGCAGGAGCAGCUCAGAAAGGGACUUGGCCUGGGGUGAGGAGGGCGAGGUAGGGCGCAGGGUGGCCGGGCAGUGGGAAACCAUGCAGAGCCUGGGCCAGCCCGACCUCCCUGCGCAGCCUUGGCUUCAAGCUCCAGUGGCCUGGCGAGCUCUGCCGCCUCUAGUUAUGCUUGCGCUGCAGUGGACAGAAGACAGGAAACAGGUGCCUAUGGGGCUGCGUCGUCUGCACGGGUGGACGUGAUGUGCCCAGCAGCGCCAGUGCAGGCACUAGCGCCACCUGGCCUCAGGCAGCUGGGGUCUGUGGACACCUGGCGACCUCUGCUGUCCAUGCAGAUUCAGCUCAUCCUUUGUGGAGCCGUCAGCACCAGCCAAGCGUCCACUGGCCCCCACACCAGGGAAGAUGGGGUUGUGCCGAGAACAGCUGCUGAAGCCACUGAGUCCCCAGUGCAGCCGACCUGCUCGCUUCUGUCACCUGAACAGGAGGCGGCAGCCGUGCCUGGUGGGACCUAUCAGACCACCACUGCCUGGCAAGAUGUCACACCUUAGCCCGACAGCAGGCAGUGCCCAGGCAUGGUCCUGAGCAUCUGAGCCAGGCGUGCGGGGCCAGGAAGCCCUCCCACCAUCUGCCCUUCUCCUCAGCGUCCCUCACUGUCCUCAGCCAAGCGCACGCUACCCCACUUCCAGAGACUCUGUCAUCAAGGCCACCACGCAGCUACUGCAGGCAGGCCUUGUGCGGAGAUUGGGCCGCACACCUGCAGCGUCUGUGGGGCUGUCGCCCUGCCGCAACUGCCACACUGCAGGCCGAGGCCAAGCUCAGGGUCACGGAUGUUCUGUCCUAGCUUGUUUACUCAAAUGGCCACCUGGAGUUCCGCAGCUGGACCCAGAAAGCCAUGUGUCUUCCAGCCCCAGCUACCUCUCCGCAUCUCUGAGCAGCCGUUCUGGGCUGGUCCAGUUACCUGAACUUCUGUCCCCGCGCCCAGGACAGUGCUGCCCUCAGCCUCAUGGACAAAGCCGCGGGCGCCACAUGUGCUCACACUGUGGAAAUGGCUGAACAGCCCUGCUGGAUGGUGUGGGGUACAGCUCAGAGCCCUGCAGGUCACCCUUCCCGCCCGAGCCCUGGUGGCUCCACUGGUCCUGCUGCACAUACACAGUGCUUCCAGUCUGGUUGCUCUAGCCUCAGGGACUGUAGGCGUUUGCCAAGGCCCAGAUGCGGGUGUGCGCUUGUCCAGGUCUCGUCCAGAUCAGAAAGCAGUCCCCAUGACACACUGGAGCGUAAGGUGCGAGUCUGAAGAGGCUAGCCUGCCC